UCGCGGUGUUACCUUUCAGACAUCUUGCAUCUGAAAGGGAGCUUAUUUGUUACAAACGAGGUGAAAACGUUUAAGUUCGGUUGAUUUACUCGUAUUAAAUGCUCCUUGAUCGGUUUUCCUUGCAGCGAUUGCUCAUGAAGUUGUAAAGAGCGGUAUUGUGCUCGAGUGCAACACCGUAGCUCUGAUUGUCUUUCCUCGCGUCUUGCUUUGUGCGUCAUUAUCCUCUUUUCGUUUGAUUAUUUUUUUUUUGCAACGAGCCGACAUGGCAACACCCGCUGCUGUGAAUCCAACUGAGAUGGCAACUGAAAUCCCUGGACCUGUGGCAUUACCAGGCGCCCCAGUCAACGCCGGGCAGGUGAGGAUGACGGGGUCUAUACCAACCCGUGGAGGGAAGAGACGGUCGGGAGGCAUGGACUUUGAUGAUGAGGAUGGAGAGGGACCAAGCAAAUUUUCAAGGUAUGAUGAUGAUCAGAUUCCUGGUGAUAAGGAAAGGUUUGCGAGGUUUGAGGAACAGCCUGGCCAUAUGGAUGAGGUAUUCAGCCCCCCCUUACGAGAGAACCACAGCGAAAUUGAAAGGCGCCGGCGGAAUAAGAUGACUCAGUACAUCACGGAGCUGUCGGACAUGGUGCCCACCUGCAGUGCCCUGGCACGCAAGCCGGACAAGCUGACCAUUCUGCGCAUGGCCGUGUCGCACAUGAAGUCUAUGAGGGGCACGGGGAACACCUCCACUGAUGGCGCAUACAAGCCCUCCUUCCUAACGGAGCAGGAGCUGAAACACCUGAUCCUGGAGGCAGCAGACGGCUUUCUGUUCGUGGUUGCUGCGGAGACAGGCAGAGUGAUCUACGUUUCGGACUCUGUGACUCCGGUCCUCAAUCACCCACAGUCGGAGUGGUUUGGAAGCACACUGUUUGAGCAGGUGCACCCCGAUGACGUGGAGAAGCUGAGGGAGCAGCUCAGCACCUCUGAGAACUCGAUGACAGGGCGAAUCCUGGAUCUGAAGACUGGUACUGUGAAGAAGGAAGGUCAGCAGUCCUCCAUGAGGAUGUGCAUGGGAUCCAGAAGGUCUUUUAUUUGCAGAAUGAGGUGCGGCAGUGCUCCGUUAGACCACAUAUCAUUAAACCGGCUGUCUAACAUGAGGAAGAGAUAUAGAAAUGGCCUGGGACCUUCAAAAGAAGGAGAAGCACAGUAUUCUGUGGUGCACUGUACCGGCUAUAUCAAAGCCUGGCCACCUGCAGGGAUGACUAUUCCCGAUGAGGAUACAGAAGCUGGACAAACCAGUAAAUACUGCCUUGUGGCGAUUGGAAGGCUCCAGGUUACCAGCUCUCCGGUAUCAAUGGACAUGAAUGGGCUCUCGGUGCCCACAGAGUUCCUGUCUCGUCACAGUUCUGAUGGUAUCAUCACCUUUGUGGACCCACGCUGCAUCAACGUCAUUGGAUAUCAACCCCAGGAUCUUCUGGGAAAAGAUAUCUUGGAGUUUUGCCAUCCAGAGGAUCAGAGCCACCUGAGGGAGAGUUUUCAACAGGUGGUGAAACUGAAAGGCCAGGUCCUCUCUGUGAUGUACCGCUUUCGCACCAAGAACAGGGAAUGGAUGCUGAUCAGAACCAGCAGCUUCACAUUUCAGAACCCUUACUCGGACGAAAUUGAAUACAUCAUCUGCACCAAUACUAAUGUCAAGCAGCUCCAGCAGCAGCAGGCCGAGUUGGAAGUUCACCAGAGGGAUGGUCUUCCCUCCUAUGACUUGUCCCAGCAGGUGCCUGUUCCAAAUGUCUCCAGUGGAGUUCACGAAACAGGAAAAGCAAUUGACAAGACGGAUACCAUGUUCUCCCAGGACAGAGAUCCGCGUUUUGCUGAUAUGUAUGCAGGUAUUUCAGCUGACAAAAAAAUGAUGGCUUCUUCCUCGGCGGUGAGCGGCCAGCAGCUCUACUCUCAGGGAAGCCCAUUUCAGCCAGGGCACUCUGGGAAAAGUUUCAGCUCCUCUGUGAUCCAUGUUCCGGGAGUCAAUGACAUUCAGCCCUCAUCCUCUGCAGGACAGAACCUGGCCCAGAUUUCUCGGCAGAUAAACCCUGGGCAGGUUGCCUGGACAGGCAGUCGCCCUCCAUUUUCUGGUCAGCAAAUUCCAGCCCAGUCCGGGAAGGCGCAGUCUUCUCCUUUCGGGAUUGGCUCAGGCCACAACUACCCAGCUGACCCGUCUUCUUACAGCCCCCUCUCCAGCCCUGCCACGUCCUCUCCUAGUGGAAAUGCCUACUCCGGACUGGCCAACCGCAGCACAGCUUUUGAUGUUGCAGCUGAGGGGACACAGAGUGGAGGGCAGUUCCAGGGCAGACCCUCAGAGGUGUGGUCCCAGUGGCAAAGUCAGCACCACAGCCAGCAGGGCAGCGAGCAGCACUCACACCCUCAGCCCAGCCAGACUGAAGUGUUCCAGGACAUGUUGCCAAUGGCCGGGGAUCCAACCCAGGGCACAGCCAAUUACAAUAUUGAAGAUUUUGCUGACCUGGGCAUGUUCCCUCCUUUUUCUGAGUAAUGGAGUGAAAACAAAAGAGGAUGCAAGAAAAUAAACUCUUGAACAUAUUUUGAUUUUCAUUUGUUUUAGCUUUUAAGUCCAACUGAGGCCUACAGUGCGCAGAAGUGUUCAUUGUACAUGAGCAUGAACUUCCGGACAUUUUAACAUGUUUUUUCAUCACAUUGUUUCCUUUGACUGAAUAGUAAUAAUCUCCUCACCACAAAUCAUACUCUGAUUGCAUUGUUAACCAGGACAUUUUCAUUGUACAACUUCCAGUAGUGUGCAGUCUGUACGGUCUUUAAUGUGGUCUUUAAAGUAAAUAUUUAUUAUACAGUAUUAUUGACACUUGGGGUGUCUUCAGUCGUAUUUUUCAUGCACUCCUCUGUUUCACAACUGUGCCAAACUGUAAAGGGCAUUUAGAAUAUGCAGAUACACAUUGCUGCUAACCAGCUUUACAUUCAAAUCAUCUGUGUACAGGUAUUGUAGCUCUAAAUAUCUAUAAUGAAUUAAUGAAUAAUUUGAAUCUAAAGAUUCUGGGCCCUACAUUUAAGUGCUUUGUCUUCCUCUUAGGAAGCUAUGGAAAUUUAAGCACCUCAGUGUUUUGAAUAUUGCCCCCCUCCAUGUUUUAAAAGUAUAAUGUCUCAAAUUUAAGUUUUGCUAAAACAUUUUGAAAGAUGAAGGACUGUAGUCACUUGCAAACAGAAGCUGAAAGUGCACUUCAUACUGCUAACAGCACCAGCCACAGCCUUUCAACAGUGCAGUCUAGUUUCCUGCAGUGAAGGGCUGUUGGAAAGCUGGCUCUAAAAUGGACCUUGCUAUUGUUGCAUCUUUUCAGCUGUUUGACUUGUAUAGUAAUUUGUAGUUGCCAUAUUUUACAUUGAAAGAUUAUAUAAUGUGUAACAGCGAUGUCUUUUAUACUUCAGUGCUUAACACUAAAUCAAGUAGGUGUUUUUUUCUUUUGUAAAUAAUGUGACUUGAGAAAAUGUGAUUUUGUCAUUCGCACACUACAUUUGUGAAGGAUUAAUAUUCAUGAGAGUGUACAAUGUGAGUAAAUAUUUAACUAUUAGCGUAGUCUGUUUAUUGUAAAUUUAGUUUAGUCUUGUAAAAAUUGUGCAAAUGUGAGUCAUUAUUUUUGUUUAACUUUAUAAACAUGAUGUGCUUGUGCCAAUAAAUUCUUACUGUUACAAAUG
Messenger RNA from Lepisosteus oculatus (spotted gar), 3690 nucleotides. NCBI's taxonomy places the organism in Eukaryota, Metazoa, Chordata, Actinopteri, Semionotiformes, Lepisosteidae. The record is from RefSeq and is a predicted model, not a curated record.